This is a messenger RNA of Lecanosticta acicola, 1044 nucleotides long. The record is from the annotation of a GenBank genome assembly. NCBI's taxonomy places the organism in Eukaryota, Fungi, Ascomycota, Dothideomycetes, Mycosphaerellales, Mycosphaerellaceae.
AUGGCGACCAGACGGACGACAGCCAAGGUCGAAGUGCCCAUCCCACCGUCCGCCAACGGCGGCCCGAAGGACACGAUGAAGACGGCCACGUCGCAAAUCAAUACUCCACCACCAGCAGGCUCGCCCUUCCUCCCGACCGCCCUCGAAGCACUGCUGCUGUCGAUAUAUCCCGGCACUCUGCUCCUAGGCUCCCUCGUCAGCAUCCUACAACCCGCCAGCCGCGCCGCGACCUACCUCCCCCACGCGCAGUCCUACGACCCACGCAACGCACCCAGCUACUUCGCCAAGAAGAGCAACGUCUUCAACGUCUACUUUGUCAAGGUCGGCUGGAUCUGGAUCACCCUCGCCUUCUUCCUCCACCUCUUCUCCCAUCCCUCGCUCGGCCCCCCGCUACGGGCGCAAUUCACCAAGCGGCGGAGUCAAGCCGCGCUGCGCUACCUCUGCAUCACAGCCACCUGGUUCGCCGUCACGCAGUGGUUCUUCGGCCCCGCGAUCAUCGACCGGAGUUUCCGGUGGACAGGCGGAAAGUGUGAGGCGGUCGUCGGCGGCGGCGAUGAUGAUGCGGGGGAUCUGGCGCGGAAAGUGGAAGCAGGCGAGAUCAAAGAGGUCUUCACGCACGCGGCCUGUAAGACGAUCGGUGGGCAGUGGAGGGGCGGGCACGACAUCAGCGGACACGUCUUCCUGCUCAUCCUGGGCAGCGCCAUGCUGUGGAUGGAGCUGCUCCCGGCGGUCCUGCGCAUGGAAGGUCUGACAGAAGCGAGGAGGAUUCUGACCUUUGACGGAUUGGUGCGACGACCUACUUUUGAGGCGGAAGAGAGCGCUUCGGAUCCAGAAGAGAAGAAAGAGAUGGGAGUGGGCGUGCAGGUGUCUCUCGCCGUUGCCGCCCUCUGUUGGUGGAUGCUCCUGAUGACUGCUGCCUUCUUUCACACUUGGUUUGAGAAGCUGACCGGGCUUUUGGUUGCUUUCACCGCCAUCUAUGCGGUCUACUUCUUGCCUAGAGCCUUGCCCGCAUGGAGACAGAUAGUAGGAAUGCCUGGUGUGUGA